UCGCUGCACUCGUGCAAAAAGUAUGGCCCGGAGCCGGCGGUGGCUGCAGCUGUUGCUGCCACGCCCGCCGCCGCUGCUACGCCCGCCACCAGUUCUCCUGCAAACAGGUCUCUCGCCCUCGCUCCUGCUGGCGCGCCGUCGCCCUACCGAGACAGACUGGCGGCCUUCUACGAGCGCUACGCGCCCGCCAAGCUGAGGCAGGUGGACGCACAGCUGCAGAAGUACGCCGACUGUGAGGAGGACUUCUUCGCUGCACUCGUGCAAAAGUAUGGCCCGGAGCCGGCGGUGGCUGCCACGGCGGUUUCUGCGUGGAUGCGUUCGUGUGCGGAUCCCCGUCAAUCAACGGCUUCUGAGGCCGGCGCUGGAGGUGACAUUUCCCGCGGUGCUGCGAUGGGGGAGGAGGAUGCCAUUGCCGAACACAUCCCUGACGAAGGCAGACAGCGGCUUUUGCGGGGCCUCGCGGCUGAGCUGGGCGUUGCCGUGAGGAGCCAGGAGACGCUUGUGGUACUUGCCGCCCUUCUGGACGCGCGGGGAGUGCAGGAGUUUGGGGCGGGCCCGCUGCCCGACGCGGAGACGCGGGCGUGUCGGGUGCUGAGCGGGUCCAUGCGCGCGCCCUCUGCGCCGCGACGCACAGCGACGACGCAAAGGACGGUGUCUCCCUCACUUUCUGUGGCUGAUUUAUCGAAACUGGCUGCGGCCGUGGGGGCGGAGGAGGCAAGGUCGCGCGCCUCGCUGGAACUCUUGGCGGCGGAUGACUUUGACAUUCUUCUGGCGGCGCACCGGCGGGAGUUGCGGCGCGUGGAGCGGGACGGUGCGAUUUCGGCCCUCCGCGCCUCUGCCGAGGCGGCGUUGCUGCGCCGGGCAUGGCGGGGGUGGCGGGACACCGCCGCUGAACGCGCGAGGCGGGCGCGCCGCGGCCAGCGCCGCCAGUGGUCGCGGUAUCAAAAGAUGCUUUUCAGCAAGUCCGUCGCCGCGUAUUACGCCCGGCUCUCGCAGGCGCAGCGAGAUGCGGAGCGGCGGCGGAUGCACGUGGACGCCACGAACGCCAAGGCCGAGGCACUGCGCCGGCGCCGGCUGCAGGAGACCGUUGCGGCGCACGGCAACAUCGUGACCCGCAACGUCCUUGCGGUGCUGCUCGGCCGCGCGCCGGCCGCGCGCCGCCCCCGCGACCCGCUGGCAACGCCGGAGACGAACCCCGCCGCGGCGCCAGCGAGCGGCGACUCCAAGUGGCAAGAGGCCCACUCACGGCGCCUCGCUCGGUCGCCCUGCUGGCUGGGCGACGCGGCCAAUACGCACGGCGGCAGUGGCAAGAAGGGCAGUCGCGGCGCGCGUUUGCUUGCCAUUGAGAGGGACUUCGACAGUCUCCCUGCCACUGCACGGGCGCGCGUCGUCCGGACUCUGAAGAAGUGGGACAUGCUCCCCACUUCUCCCCCGCGCCACGCCUCAAGGAGCUCCACGCGUCUGCACGCCUCGCAGGAGCGUGAGGAGCAGCUGGCGCGGCGACUAGACACCCUCGAUGCGUUUGCCGCGGUGGCAGACGGGGACGCGCCCUCACCCUGCUGGGAGAGCGAGACGGAGCUGCGGCAGUACUUGACCCGCGUCCUGGUUGAUGCCCUCGAGGCGGAGGAAAGAGACCUGCCUGCCGCCGCCGCCGCCUGA
Molecule: messenger RNA, 1659 nt
Organism: Trypanosoma conorhini
Lineage: Eukaryota; Euglenozoa; Kinetoplastea; Trypanosomatida; Trypanosomatidae
Exons: 1
Source: RefSeq, a predicted model, not a curated record